CCCACACGGCCCUGCUGGGGAAUUCAUGGCCUCAGGCUAACAAAACACGAUCCCGUCCAACAGCAGCGGAAAACCCUGAGAGAAACUAACACAGCUCAGCUCCCUCACAGCCGACUAACAGCAUGGAGCUUUAUUUAUGAGAGAACACGUUCUGACAGCCAGAGGCACUUUUCUGACAGAUGCUAUUGUGAGGAUUGUGUGGAUAUGAUGGUGCCAACCCAGCCUUGAGAAUGUAUGAGGUGAUGUCCGGUGACACCCUGUCCUGGAAGGUGCCCACUCCAAGACAAAGUGACCCAGAGCCCAACCCUGAAUUGCAAUUCACUGGGGAUGGAGGGCCCGUCAAGAUCCUCAAAGUGUGCUUCUGCACCAACAACAACCUGGGCAAGAACUUCAAGCUGGUUAAAUGUGACAGCUCCUGGCAAAUCAGGGCAAUCAUUCGUUCGAUUCUGAUCAGCGGUCGACUGGGGCCGAACAUCAAACACACGGGAUGCUACGGUCUCCUGCUGAAGCACCUGAAGUCAGAAGAACUUCACUGGCUGCAUCCAGAUCUGACUGUCGGCGAGAUGGAACAACGCUAUGAGAGCCAUCACGUGGAGGCUGAGUGGAGGUAUGACCUUCGUAUCAGAUACAUACCCGUCAAUUUCCUGGAAAGAUUCAAAGAUGACAGGUCCACACUAGUGUAUUUUUACCAGCAGGUGCGCAAUGAUUACAUGCAGUAUCAUGCCAGUAAGGUCAGUGAUGGGAUGGCGCUGCAGCUUGGCUGUUUGGAGAUCAGGAGGUUCUAUAAAGACAUGAAUUCAAAAGGUCUAGAGAAGAAGUCUAACUUUGAGCUGCUAGAAAAAGAAGUGGGCCUGGAACUUUUCUUUCCUCAACAGGUGAUUAACAGCAUGAAGUCAAAGCCUCUGCGGAAGUUGAUCCAGCAAACAUUUCAGCAGUACGCAACACUCAAGGAGGACGACUGUAUGGUCAAGUUUUUUGAGACCCUCAAAGAUUUCAGCAAUUUUGAUGAAGAGGUUUUCCCAUGUGAACUAGUGCAAGGCUGGAGUCUGUCGGUGGAGCUGGUCAUCGGUGGAAGGGGAAUUCGCCAACGCACGCAGAAGAAUUCAGCGGCUGUUUUUCUAGCCGACUUCAAACAGAUCAAGAAAAUACAAUGCUUAUCUCAGAGUGAUGGCAAGGCUCUUGUGAACUUCGAUAUAGAAGGGGCCAAACAACGUCUAUCAAUCAAUGUGGCCACGGUCCCUAUGGCAGAGAACAUGAUGGACCUUAUUGAUGGUUACUGCCGCUUGGAAAAUGACACAGAAGAUACCAUUAUCUACCGACCAAAUAGAGAUGCCAAUGCAAGAUGUUCCCUACCUGAGAUUCCUAAAAGCACAGACACUGGAUCUUCCAGACACAGUAUGGGUUCAGAUAUCUAUUGCGAGAUUAACGAUGAAAGGCCAAAAUCAGUUGUUAAGUACGGGAUCGACCGACGUGACGUUGUUCUUGGCCGAAUCCUUGGUGAGGGGUUUUUUGGGGAAGUCUACGAUGGAGUUUACAAAAAAUCCAAUGGCGAAAAGGUUAACGUGGCGGUGAAGACCUGCAAAGACUGUUCACCUGACGUGAUGGAGAAGUUCAUGAGUGAAGCAGUAAUUAUGAAGAACCUCAAUCACCAGCAUGUCAAACUUAUUGGAAUCACAGAGGAGAAUCCAGUGUGGAUUGUCAUGGAGCUUUAUCAGUAUGGAGAGCUUGGGAACUACCUAAGUCAGAACCAGAAAACACUGACAAAUACAACUCUGGUGCUGUUCAGCCUGCAGAUCUGCAAAGCUCUCGUCUACCUCUCAGGGGUCAAUGUGGUACACAGAGACAUUGCUGUUCGGAACGUGUUAGUCGCCAGUCCAGACUGUGUGAAGCUCGGAGACUUCGGUCUGUCGAGAUACAUUGAGGAUGAAGAGUACUACAAAGCGUCUGUUACUCGGCUGCCAAUCAAGUGGAUGGCUCCAGAAUCCAUCAACUUCAGACGCUUCACCACAGCUAGUGAUGUGUGGAUGUUUGCUGUAUGCAUGUGGGAGAUAAUGAGCCGUGGGCAGCAGCCAUUUUUCUGGCUUGAGAACAGAGACGUGAUCAACCAACUGGAGCAGGGAAUCAGGCUACCCAAGCCUGAUGACUGCCCUCCUGCCCUCUACUCACUCAUGACCCGCUGCUGGUCCUACGACCCCAGAGAGAGACCAAACUUCACUGAGCUGGUGGUCAAGAUUAGUGAUGUCCACAAGAUGGAGAAGGAGGAGGAAGUGGAGAGAGAGAGGAACAGAGCGCGCGCCACAAAAUUGUUCGACGCCAAGCUCACUUUUCACGAGCCUCCUCCCAAGCCUUCGAGAAUGAAACCAUCGCGGUUUGGGAACACGCUCAAUGUUGGUCUACACAUUCAGCUGAACGAGGCUUUGUGUGCCAGCUCACCUGACCUGGCUAGCCCAUGUGAAUAUCAGACCCCUGUCGAUUCCAUGAACACUAUUCAGUUGCCCAUCAGGUCCCCUCGGCGUCGAAGCGUGGGGGAGGGCGAGUUUCUCCGAAUGGAACCAAACAGCAAAGAGGACGCCCAGCUCCUGUGGCAGAGAGAGAGACACAACAUGCAGGACACUCUCCGCCAGCAGAAAGAGCAGAUGAUGGAGGAUAAAAAGUGGCUAGAGAAGGAGGAAAGACUCCUGGACCCCAUGGCACCAGAGGACCCUAUCAGCCCUGUGGCCGCUGAAGCUGAUGCCAAGAAUGUGGCUCCAGAGAAGCCCCCACGGCUCACAGCACAGCCUGCACCCACAGCCGAGCUCGACCGCUCUGACGACAAAGUGUAUAACUCUGUCAUGAAUCUGGUCAAAGUUGUUGUCCAACUCAAGAAUGACAUCACCGAGGUGCAGCCGGAAAAAUAUAUCACCGUAGUCCAGUCUGUAGGCAUGGCUUUACGAGAUCUGAUUCGCAGUGUGGAUGAAAUACUGCCCACCUUACACGAGUCUGUCAGGACUGAGAUCGAGGGCACUCAGAAGCUGCUGAACAAAGACAUGGCGGAGUUGAUCAGCAAAAUGCGCCUGGCCCAGCAGAAUUCCAUCACCUCUCUGAAGGAAGAGUGUAAGAAGCAGAUGCUGGCUGCAGCACACUCUCUGGCUAUGGACAGCAAGAACAUGUUGGAUGCGGUAGACCAAGCCAGAGUCAGGGCCAACUUAGCCAAACCAGCGGCCCCAUAGUGGACUGUAAACUCUUC
Micropterus salmoides (largemouth bass) is the source of this 3226-nucleotide messenger RNA. RefSeq names its product protein-tyrosine kinase 2-beta-like. Gene Ontology annotation, molecular function: protein tyrosine kinase activity; ATP binding. The record is from RefSeq and is a predicted model, not a curated record. Gene Ontology annotation, cellular component: cytoskeleton; focal adhesion. NCBI's taxonomy places the organism in Eukaryota, Metazoa, Chordata, Actinopteri, Centrarchiformes, Centrarchidae. Gene Ontology annotation, biological process: signal complex assembly; protein phosphorylation.